Aegilops tauschii subsp. strangulata is the source of this 2125-nucleotide messenger RNA. RefSeq names its product probable E3 ubiquitin-protein ligase ARI5. The record is from RefSeq and is a predicted model, not a curated record. Gene Ontology annotation, biological process: protein ubiquitination. Gene Ontology annotation, molecular function: zinc ion binding; ubiquitin-protein transferase activity. Lineage: Eukaryota; Viridiplantae; Streptophyta; Magnoliopsida; Poales; Poaceae.
CCUCUGCUCCCUCCCUCCCCACCCCACCCCCAAAACCCCAAUCUUUCCCCCCUCCGAUCGCCCCCCGCCGGCCGCGAUGGACUCCGACGACGAGCCGUGGGGAGCGAGCGACGACGACCCCGUCGCCGUCGGGGACUACUACUACGACUGCAGCGACGGGGGCAGCGGCGGCGCUGGCGGGGGCGGCGAGGACGAGGGAUCCGACUGCGCCGGCGACGACUACGAGGUCCGCGAGGAGGUCGCCUCGAUGCGCGAGAAGAGAUAUGCUGUGUUAUCUGAAAAUGACAUACAUGAGCGGCAAGAGGAAGCCAUAAGACGGGUAUCUUCAAUAUUUUCAAUUCCAAGAGAAUCAGCAUGCAUCCUCCUUCGACAAUACAAAUGGAAUAUUAGCAAGUUGAGUGACGAGUGGUUCGCAGAUGAAGAACGUGUCCGUCAUUUUGUUGGCUUGCCUACAAAUGGGGCUGUUCUUCCUGACUGCCAGGAGCUAACUUGUGGAAUAUGUUUUGAAGGAUAUUCCACAAGUGCACUGAGCUCUGCUGGUUGUGGUCACCUCUACUGCCAUGAAUGUUGGGAAGGGUAUAUUAGUGCUUCAAUAAAUGAUGGUCCAGGAUGUUUGUCACUGCGGUGCCCUGAGCCAUCUUGUACUGCCAUGGUUCUUGAAGAAACCAUUAAUAGAUUGGCUAAAGAUGAGGAGAAAGUAAAGUACAAACAAUUUUUAUCAUGCUCAUACGUUGAAGAUAACAAGAAGAUAAAAUGGUGUCCAGCUCCUGAUUGUACCCGCGCAGUGGAGUUUCUUGGUGAUGAGAACUAUGAUGUCUCAUGCAUGUGCAAAUUCAGCUUCUGCUGGAACUGUACAGAGGAAACUCAUCGCCCAGUUAGCUGUGAGACUGUCUCAAAGUGGAUAUUAAAGAACAGUGCAGAAUCUGAGAACGUGAAUUGGAUAAUAGCUAAUUCAAAGCCCUGUCCUAAAUGCAAACGACCGAUAGAGAAGAAUCAUGGUUGCAUGCAUAUGACGUGUCGUCCUCCUUGCAAAUUUCAGUUUUGCUGGUUAUGUCUAGGUGACUGGUCAGAACACGGAAGUAGGACCACUGGGGGCAAUUAUGCUUGCAAUCGCUAUGAAGCAGACAAGAAGAAAGGCAUAUAUGAUGAAGCCGAAGCACAGAGAGAACGGGCUAAAAACUCACUUGUGAGAUACACGCAUUAUUUUGAGCGCUGGGCAUCCAAUCAGAAGUCGAGGCAGAAGGCACAAGGAGAUCUGCAAAAGUUUGAAAGUGAACUUGCGAAGCUCAGUGACAUUCUUGGAAUACCAGAGUCUCAACUAAAGUUCAUACCUGAAGCUUGGUCACAGAUUGUAGAAUGCAGACAAGUGCUGCAAUGGACAUAUGCUUAUGGGUAUUAUCUCGAUGAUAAAGCCAAGAAUGAUUUUUUUGUGUACCUCCAAGGUGAAGCCGAGUCUGGUUUGGAGCGCCUCCAUAAAUGUGCGGAGAAGGACAUACAUGCAAUUUUACCUAAAGCUGGUGAAACUGAACCUCUUCCCUCAUUACAAGACUUCAAUGAAUUUCGUGUGAAACUUGCUGGUCUAACAAGCGUAACCCGCAACUACUUUGAGAACCUUGUUCAAGCACUGGAGGCAGGGCUGGAGGACGUGCGUGUUACGGGCGGCCAGUCAACUUCGAAGAAGAAAGCCCGCACCGCCUCCAAGAGGAAACCAUCUGCCAAAGGCAAGUCGGGCAGGAAUAAGAAGGCGAGAAUAACCAUCUCUUAACAUUCAGGCGGAGGUUGGCCCUGCGAGCGCUGCUGCGCCUUUAGUCGGCCCGUCUUCGCAGAUAUCAUCUGCGAUGGUCCAGGGGUAGCGCGGUAGGCAGUUAGGGAUAGGGGGGUAGGGGCGAUGCAGUGCCCCUGGCCAGAAUAUGUAUAGUGAGCGCGGAUGCUUGUUCUGCCCAGGCAUUCUGGUGCCAUGGACGUGAAGCGCUGUACAGGUAGCAAAGGAUGCAAUCCUGCCAUUUAGCUGGAUAUAGAGUGCGUACUUGUUUUUUUUUUCUUUUACCGUGUCUAAUUGAACAGUAUUGCUAUGGUUUUCGAUCGCGAUGUGGUGGUAAAUAUGAUACAAGGUAUAGAUUGUGAA